Messenger RNA from Acanthoscelides obtectus, 522 nucleotides. Lineage: Eukaryota; Metazoa; Arthropoda; Insecta; Coleoptera; Chrysomelidae. The record is from the annotation of a GenBank genome assembly.
CACGAGUGGCCUACAUUAGUGGCAAAUGCCAUACACCUGACAGCUACUUUUGUUGAUUUUUGGUGUUUGCUAAUCAAAAUGCGGGACGAUUUUCAAUUUAAUAUUGAGUUCUGUGAACUAGUGGAACAGUAUGCAGUUCUAUAUGAUUACAGACGAUCGGAUUACUGCAACAGAAGUGCACAAGACCAGGCGUGGGAACAAAUAUCAAAAAAAAAACAGUGCAAAUGGGCAAAACUACAAACCAAAUCAGGACAAAAAGCUAAACGAGUCAAAGAAUAUUAUCUGGCCCCACAUCUUCUCUUCUUGGAUCCUUUCUUGAAGUCUCGCAAAAGCAAAGGCAACAUAGCUGAAGAGUCUGCAUUAUCAGCUGAUGAGGAAACAGAUGCUAAUGAAUAUGAAGAAAACGUCAACAUUGAGGUUCAAUCACCCGAUUACAUUCUAUCCACUCAUUCACCUAUACCAGCUCAAAGUACUUCUGUCGAUGAUCACCUGUUAGCAAUGACCAUCACGGAAAGGAGAUGA